AUGCUGUCCCCUCUCCCGCAGAGUUCAGUAAUUUGGAUUGGUAGUCAAACCACAUCAACAAACGACCAUCAACUGUCACAAACGUGCAGAGUCAUGAUGAAAGGGGUCCAAGAUGAUGCAAAUCAUGGUGAAGAAGCAGAAAGCGCAAACAAUGUUGAGGACUCGCUUGAAUACGAGGAAACAUCAAGUGAGGAUGACUUGCAGUCUGAAACGUCUGUUUCUCCAGCUGCUAAUGAUUGUCACCCAAACAGGAGUUCAAAACAGAAAGGGAAAUCAACCACCAAGAGACCAUGGGCAUCAAAUGCAAGGAAGGCAAAGGACAGUGACAUAGAUAUGGCUUUACUAAAAACUGCAACAAGCUUAGCAGAUAGACUUUUGCAACCCGAGCAACCAAAGAAAAGCAGGACAGUAGAAGAGGAAGAUGAAGAUGCCAUCUACUGUCAAAGUCUGGCCAACAGCACAGGAAAAAAUAACGGAUUCCCACUUUCGGAUAUUUUAGGGUAUUUAAAGAAUACCCAUAAAAAUCCCAAAUUUGGCAAAGUGAGACAAGUCCCAACCAGGGAAUUCCCAACCAAGUUCCCUGAUUGGGACUUGUCUCACUCUUCCAAAUCUGGGAUUUUUGUGGGUAUUCUUUAAAUACCCUAAAAUAUCCAAAAAUGGGAAUCCGUUAUUUUUUCCUGUGUAUAGACUCAGGAACUUACCAGUUCAUGUUAAGGGAUAUGUUAGGCUGCAGAUCGAGCAGUUAAUGUACCAAGUACAAUUUUCUGAUCAUCCUGUUGCUGGCAUCUCUUCAGGAAUGUUUCCUGGUAUAUCAACUGGCAUGACCUACCAGAGGCCAGAGUAUACCCAUCUCCAACCAUUAUGA
Porites lobata is the source of this 865-nucleotide messenger RNA. The record is from the annotation of a GenBank genome assembly. NCBI's taxonomy places the organism in Eukaryota, Metazoa, Cnidaria, Anthozoa, Scleractinia, Poritidae.